Molecule: messenger RNA, 1812 nt
Organism: Loxodonta africana (African savanna elephant)
Lineage: Eukaryota; Metazoa; Chordata; Mammalia; Proboscidea; Elephantidae
Gene: FZD2
Product: frizzled class receptor 2
Exons: 1
Coding region: 16-1716 (566 amino acids)
Biological process (GO): non-canonical Wnt signaling pathway; canonical Wnt signaling pathway
Cellular component (GO): plasma membrane
Molecular function (GO): Wnt-protein binding; Wnt receptor activity
Source: RefSeq, a predicted model, not a curated record
GGGGCGGCGGCCAGCAUGCGGCUCCGCAGUGCCCUGCCCCGCCUGCUGCUGCCGCUGUUGCUGCUGUUGCCUGCCGCCGGGCCGGCCCAGUUCCACGGGGAGAAGGGCAUCUCCAUCCCGGACCACGGCUUCUGCCAGCCCAUCUCCAUUCCGCUGUGCACGGACAUCGCUUACAACCAGACCAUCAUGCCCAACCUUCUGGGCCACACGAACCAGGAGGACGCGGGCCUGGAGGUGCACCAGUUCUACCCGCUGGUGAAAGUGCAGUGCUCGCCCGAACUGCGCUUCUUCCUGUGCUCUAUGUACGCGCCGGUGUGCACCGUGCUGGAGCAGGCCAUCCCGCCGUGCCGCUCCAUUUGCGAGCGCGCGCGCCAGGGCUGCGAGGCGCUCAUGAACAAGUUCGGUUUUCAGUGGCCCGAGCGCCUGCGCUGCGAGCACUUCCCGCGCCACGGCGCGGAGCAGAUCUGCGUGGGCCAAAACCACUCAGAGGACGGCGCCCCCGCGUUGCUCACUACUGCGCCGCCGCCAGGCCUGCAGCCGGGUGCUGGGGGCACACCAGGCGGCCCGGGCGGCGGCGGUGCGCCCCCUCGUUACGCCACGCUGGAGCACCCGUUCCACUGCCCCCGUGUCCUCAAAGUGCCGUCCUAUCUCAGUUAUAAAUUCCUAGGCGAACGCGACUGCGCGGCGCCCUGCGAGCCGGCGCGGCCGGACGGCUCCAUGUUCUUCUCGCAGGAGGAGACCCGCUUUGCCCGCCUCUGGAUUCUCACCUGGUCUGUGCUUUGCUGCGCCUCCACUUUCUUCACUGUCACCACGUACCUGGUGGACAUGCAGCGCUUCCGCUACCCCGAGCGGCCAAUCAUCUUCCUGUCGGGCUGCUACACAAUGGUGUCCGUGGCCUACAUCGCGGGCUUCGUGCUGCAGGAGCGCGUGGUGUGCAACGAGCGCUUCUCUGAGGACGGUUACCGCACGGUGGUGCAGGGCACCAAAAAGGAGGGCUGCACCAUUCUCUUCAUGAUGCUCUACUUCUUUAGCAUGGCCAGCUCUAUCUGGUGGGUUAUCCUGUCACUCACCUGGUUCCUGGCGGCCGGCAUGAAGUGGGGCCACGAAGCCAUUGAGGCCAAUUCGCAGUACUUCCACUUGGCCGCGUGGGCCGUGCCGGCUGUCAAGACCAUCACCAUCCUGGCCAUGGGCCAGAUUGACGGAGACCUGCUGAGCGGCGUGUGCUUCGUGGGCCUAAACAGCCUGGAUCCGCUGCGAGGCUUCGUGCUGGCGCCGCUUUUCGUGUACUUGUUCAUUGGCACGUCCUUCCUCCUGGCCGGCUUCGUGUCGCUCUUCCGCAUCCGAACCAUCAUGAAGCACGACGGCACCAAGACGGAGAAGCUAGAGCGGCUCAUGGUGCGCAUCGGCGUUUUCUCGGUGCUCUACACGGUGCCUGCCACCAUCGUGAUCGCCUGCUAUUUCUACGAGCAGGCCUUCCGCGAGCACUGGGAGCGCUCGUGGGUAAGCCAGCACUGCAAGAGCCUGGCCAUCCCUUGCCCGGCGCACUACACGCCGCGCAUGUCGCCCGACUUCACCGUCUACAUGAUCAAAUACCUCAUGACGCUCAUCGUGGGCAUCACGUCGGGCUUCUGGAUCUGGUCUGGCAAGACGCUGCACUCGUGGAGGAAGUUCUACACCCGCCUCACCAACAGCCGGCACGGCGAGACCACGGUGUAAGGGAACGCCUCCGGCCCAGGUGGGCACCGCGCCUUCCUCCGCGGGCUCUUACAGACUCCUUAUUUUAUUUUUUUAAAUAAAGAACAAUCGAAACCA